AUGGGGGUCGAAGGACGAGUGAAAGCAGUGUCCGGACAACUGCUCAAUGCCUUUCCAAAAAAGGAAGACUUGAAAACCGCCUUCAAAUUCAUCCGCCUACUGUUUUCGCUGAACUAUACCACCGUAGACGUCGUGCUCAUUACAGUCGGAACAUUCUUCGCCAUCGCCGCAGGUAUCCCGGAACCAUUACUCGGUGUUGUCCUCGGUCAAUUGAUCAACGAACUCAAUGAAGUUGCCUGCUCAGCAACAGUCUACAACUCCUCCUCCGUUCUAACGAAAGUCCUCUACCUAAUCUACAUCACUAUAUUCAAUUUUGCAAGCAUCUACAUCUACGCGUCAUGCUGGGCUCUUGUCAGCGAACGACUCGCUCGUCGGUACCGCAAAGCAUACUUUCGCAGCGUCAUCCGCCAAGAGGCAGCGUUCCAUGAUACUUUGCCCUCCGGCCAAGUGAUUUCGCGGUUGGUCAGUGACAUUGAGACGCUGCAAUCCGGUACUUCUGAAAAAGUUGGAAUCUACAUCGCUACAGUGUCAUACUUUGUGACUGCAUAUACCGUGGCAUUCUGCAAAGUGCCCGUCAUCGCGGGUAUACUGGUCGCUGCUAUUCCGUGCCUCUUUGCCAUGGCUAUGAUUGGAGGUCAUUUCGCAUCACGAUAUGGGACACGGGUGGGUAUAAAUGUUGACAGUGCGACUUCUAUCGCGUUGUCUAGUUUGUCCCAUAUGAAGAUUGUCCAUGCCUUCAAUGCGCAGAGACGGCUGGAGGAGCUUUUUUCUUUUCACCUCUCCCGAUCUCGCAAAGGUGCGCUCAAGAAAGCUGCGGUGCAUGCCGGACAGAUGGGCACGCUAUUCUUCAUAGUCUACUCGUCAAAUGCGUUGGCUUACUGGAAGGGUGCUCAUUUGAUAGCGGACUCAAUCGAUGUUCUCAACUCUGGAGUCUCUGUUGGUGCCGUUUAUACGGUUAUAUUUAUUCUGAUCGAUGCCACUUUUAUCUUCAGCCAGGUUUCCCCUUACAUGCACGUAUUUAGCGCGGCGACUAGCGCAUCUGGACGGUUUUUAGAGGUCAUCCAGCGGGAUUCCAACAUCGACGGUACAUCCAGCGAGGGCGAGCGGAACGCCAAUUUGGAGGACCACGAUAUCUAUUUCAAAGAGGUCCACUUCAAAUACCCUGCACGACCAGAAACACCCAUCUUGCAAGGACUUAGCUUUUCAAUCCCGGCAAAGCAGCACACCGCUAUCGUCGGGCCAUCGGGAGGUGGAAAGUCCACAAUCGUUGCACUGCUGGAACGAUUCUACGAUCCACUUGAAGGGAAAAUUUUCAUCGGGGAACAGGACAUUCAGAAUGUGAAUCUUGCGAGCUUGAGAGGUCAGAUGGGAUUUGUGCAGCAAGAAUCGCAGUUGAUGAAUCGAUCGAUUUUGGAGAAUAUUGCAUAUGGUCUCGUUGGAUCUGUGAGGCAUAAGCACCUGGCAGAGGUCAUCUUGAAUAUGAGUUUGACUGCUUUCGUAGCUAAAGUUCAGUCUGGAUGCUCUGAGGAGCAGGCACUUGCAGAUUGUGAUGUCCGGAUUGCUGAAGUCGUGCAGCUGGCGAAAGCAGCAGCAGAAAGAGCUAACGCCCUCGGCUUUAUCCAAGCCUUGGAAUUUCGAAUUUCUAGUCAAGUGGGCAUGGCCGGUGGUCAGCUUAGUGGCGGCCAGCGGCAGCGCAUUGCGCUUGCAACCGCUCUUGUCAGAGAACCCAAGAUGCUUAUUCUGGAUGAGGCGACUGCAGCACUAGAUUCAAUGAGUGAGCAAUUAAUUCAAUCUGCCUUGCUGAAUCUGUCCGAAACUACCACAAUAGUAUCUAUUGCGCAUCGACUUGCCACGGUUAAGGACGCGGAUCAAAUCGUUGUUAUCCAGAACGGCCAAUUGGUGGAAAGAGGCUCUCCUCAGAUGCUGUUGAAGAGAGGUGGUGCUUAUGCGACAAUGAUCAGUCAACAAAAAGUGAAUAAUGCGAACAACGAUCUUUCAAUAUCCAUGUCAGUCGAUACCGAAGGAAAUUCAAUUUCUACAGACCCAAACCAAAUAAGAACGAAGGAAAUGACCUUGGAAGGCAAACGGAAUGCCAUUCUGGAUAGUGAGAAUGUAUCAGCUGAAAAGGAGAUGGAGAGCACCACUUUCCCCUCAAAGACAGAAGAUGCAACAUCUAUCUCAAAUUGGCUGGCCGCAAAAUCUUGUUUCGCAUUCAUUCGACCGAACGUCCUUUUGAUUGUUCUGGGCUUGUUCAUGUCGGUGAUCAUUGGGGCUAGCUAUAGCUCGAACGCGAUCUUGUUCGGCAAUACUGUUGGCGGUCUCAGCCCAUGCAAGAGCACGGCGAAUAUUCGUCACAGUGGAAACCUAUACGGCCUGAUGUUCUUUGUGGUUGGCUUGGUCGAAUGUUUCGCAAAUGUCAUCGGCGGUUGUGCAUAUGGCUGGGCCGCAGACCAAGUUUUAUACCGAACCCGUGUGGCUUCUCUUCGAUCACUACUCAGCCAAAACAUUACGUGGCAUAGUAGCGAGGGAAGAAGUCCCGGAACUUUGGUUGCGUAUAUCACAGGCGAUGCAUCGGCACUGAGUGGGAUUACUGGCACUACCAUUGGACUUCUUCUUACGACUGCCGUGAAUCUUCUGGCUGGUGUGGUCAUCUCAUUCGUGGUCGCAUGGAAGAUAUCAAUUGUCCUCGUCCCGACCAUACCAAUUCUCCUUUUUGCAGGAGUGAUGAAGCUACGGACACAGAGUCAAUUCGCGGAACGACAUAAAAAAACCUUCUCCAAGGCCACAGAGAUCACCGUGGAAGCCUUGGGGAAUCUGCGUUUCGUUACAGGAUUCUCGCUGGAGCACCAGUUAUUCAAGGAGUUUCUAGAAUCCAUGCAGAAGCCGUACCAGGACACCAAUGAAGCGAUUGCGUGGGGGAAUUUCUGGCUUGCAUCAGCGUUCAGUGUCAGCAACCUCAUAAGUGCACUUGCAUAUUGGUGGGGCUCGAAACAAAUUGCCUCUGGGUUGUACCCGCAAACUCAAUUCUUCAUAGUUUUACCGGCCCUUCUGUUCAGCACACAAUCUUGCGGUCAGAUGCUUGCCCUGGCCCCGGAUCUUUCGAAGGCAGGCAAGGCUACGUCCCGUAUCGUCGAUCUCGUCAACACGAAUUCCGCCGAGGAAACUCUUGAAAAUAACAAAUAUCUCCGUUUUUCGAAGACAGAGAUGGCGUUGGUUUCUGAUGUCGAAGCGAACGGACACCCCGUAAGCACCUCGACCAGGAACAAAUAUGUUUGUUCGGGGGUCAGCGCGGCGCUGCAUCAAGUGAAAUUCUCUUACCCCAGCUCCCCCGAUAUUCCCGCCCUCAAGGGAAUGAGUAUCACCUUCAAACCGGGUGGGUACUACGCGUUGGUAGGCCCAAGUGGAUCGGGAAAGUCAACUAUCUUCAGCAUGCUUGAAAGGUUCUACUAUCCCUCGUCCGGAUCCAUUUUCAUAAAUGAUCAAAACAUAACCCGAAUUGUCUCAACCGACUUUAGAGACGGUAUUGCUCUUGUGCCCCAAGAAAACGCUCUUUUUGAAGGAACCGUCGCGUUCAACAUCGCGCUAGGAGCAAGGCCAGGAUACAAGCCAACACAAGCUGAGAUUGAAGAAGCGUGCAAAUUGGCUCAUAUUCACGAUGUGAUAACAGCCCUACCUGAUAAAUAUGAAACUCUUUGCACGCGUGAUGGAAAGCAAUUUUCUGGAGGCCAACGUCAGCGUCUGUCAAUCGCAAGGGCACUAGUUCGAGGACCGAGUCUUUUGCUACUUGAUGAGUCUACAAGCGCUCUCGAUGGUGAAUCUGAGCAGAAAAUCCAAGACGCAUUAUCGGGUUUUGCUGGAAAAAUGACGGUCAUUGCUAUUGCGCAUCGUUUGAGAACAAUAUAUCGGGCAGAUCAGAUUUUCCUCAUUAAAGAUGGCUGCUGCGUUGAUCAUGGAACCCAUUCUCAGCUUGUUGAACGCAGUGAGAUGUACCGUGAGGCUGUGCGUCACCAGUCUUUUGAUUGA
Messenger RNA from Penicillium atrosanguineum, 4023 nucleotides. Its product is annotated as ABC transporter ATP-binding protein. Gene Ontology annotation, molecular function: ABC-type transporter activity; ATP hydrolysis activity; ATP binding. The transcript is spliced from 3 exons. The record is from RefSeq and is a predicted model, not a curated record. Gene Ontology annotation, biological process: transmembrane transport. Gene Ontology annotation, cellular component: membrane. The coding region runs from base 1 to 4023 and encodes 1340 amino acids. Lineage: Eukaryota; Fungi; Ascomycota; Eurotiomycetes; Eurotiales; Aspergillaceae.